UAAAAAUGGUCAGUUUAGUUUGUGUCACUCCCCUGGACACAUCUUCGAUCUUCGCCUCGAUAUCUUCACCUCCACCUCCGCCUCCCAGCCAUCCGCCCACCUUCGAUAAGCCCCCACCACACCCACCACCACCACACCUACGAUGCAACUAUCCUUGCAUCGAUCCCUCUUCUUUUUAGGAGUCAUUAUUAUCACAAUAGUCCAGGUUGUGCAAGCUGAUAAAAAUAGUACGACAAUAAUCCAAGAUGAGGAGGAAGGUGAUAAAAAUAGCAGCAAUGUCGACGAAUGUGCCCAUUUUGGGGCGUGUUCCCAAACGUGUACAAGUCUUGGGGGUACUUCUCAGUGUUCAUGCAUUUCCGGGUUUCGCUUGAAGGAAAACAGAUCUUGCGAACUAAUUGAUAACAAUCCCAUCCUAAUUUUCGCCCAACUCUCUGCCAUUCGUGUCCACCAACUCAAACCGGGUAACGAGCAGGAUUACUUCGCAGACAGGUCGGGUUCGCCCGUGAGCGUGACGUAUGACGCGAGAAGCAACUUUAUCUACUGGUCAGACGUGAUGGAUAAGGAGGAGGCUAUUUGGCGAAGUACGCUCGAUGGGAAAAUGAAGGAGAAGGUCGUGACGACAGGUCUCGUCCUCCCCGAAGGUGUAGCUUUCGACUGGAUUGCGAACAACAUUUACUUCACGGACUCCAACAAGUCUCAUAUUGUCGUCUGUACCGCAAACGGAGGCAAUUGCAGCGUGGUCAUUGAAGAAUUGAAUAAACCUCGAGACCUCGCCCUCCAUCCGAACAUGGGGCAGCUCUACUGGACAGAUUGGGGUCAAACUCCGUGCAUCAUGAAGGCCGGGAUGGACGGCUCUGUACCGAUCGCCAUAAUCCUCGACAAUCUCAAGUGGCCCAACGGGAUCACUGUGGACCACGGAAACAAUCGGAUAUAUUGGACGGAUGCGGGGACGGAUAAGAUUGAAACGGCCAAUUUGGAUGGAGGUGAUCGCCUCAUCGUUCAUUCUGCUGGGAUCAAUCAUCCUUUUGGGAUUGAUGUGUUGGGGGAUGAUGUUUAUUGGAGUGAUUGGAACUUGUAUGAGAUUCAGAAAAGUAACAAGUUUGACGGAUCCAACCAUCAAAGUUUGGUCAAGGAAAAGUUUGAGCAGCUCAACGGACUCGCCGUCUUUCACAAAGCGAAUCAACCCAUCACUCGGAAAAAUCAUUGCAAGGAUUCCGACUGUUCGCAUAUUUGCACCCUGACCCCGACCUCGUACAAGUGCAAGUGUCCCGUAGGGAUGUAUCUUGAUCGCCGGAAUAAGAGAACCUGCUCAGUCGACAAGUCUUGGCCAGCCUUUGUCAUCGGGUACAACAACACAAUCAAAAUCUCUCCUAUCAACGCCAUCGGUGGAAAUACGUUUGCAGAAUAUGAGAUCCCGGAAUUGUCCACGAUCGUCGCGAUUGCCACGAUCCCCUUCAACACGACAGUUUUCAUUAGUGACCUCGACACUAAAAAGAUUUACUCGUACGACACAAAAACUCUUAAAUUGGCCCCGAUCGUGGACAGUGUGGGUUUCGCCAAAGGGAUGGGUUAUGAUGAAGUCGGAAACAAUCUGUACUGGGUGGACUCGAUAAGAAAAACGGUGGAAGUCAUGUCACUCAAGACGAUGACAAGAGUCAUACUCUUCAAAGAAACCGACCGACCAAUUGACAUCGUGGUUGCGCCAAAUAUCAGAAUGCUCUUCCUCGCCGAGACUUCCGAUCGCGGCGCAAAGAUCGUCCGAAUGAACAUGAACGGUUUCAAUCGUCGCGUUCUCUACCGCCAAUCUCGCGCUGAGCCGAUUUCCUUGACCUACAACAUUGACAUGCAACGACUCUACUGGACGGACGUCGUCUCUGAGACGAUUGAAUCCGUGGGGAUUGAUGGGACAGAGGGCUACACGGCCGUGUCCCGGGCCGGUUAUCCAUUUGGAAUGACCUCUUUCCGUAACUCGAUCUACUGGACGGACCGUCACACCCAAUUACUGAUGGAGAAGGACCUAUCCAGCUUUUCCGACCACAGGGGCAUCUUCCUCGGAGACUAUGCCGCCAUGCGAAGAGGGGAGGUCAUCUACUACGGAUCGGGCAGCAUGAUGGCGAAGGUGGCUCUGCUGAAUGGGGAGGCUGGAUAUAAUACGAAGCUGCUGAAUGACCAUGAGUGCACAGGGAAUAAAAAUCAGUGUUCACACAUUUGUCUAUUGUCAGCGACGGAGUUUGAGGGAACUUGCAUCUGUCCCGACAACUUAAAGCUCCACAGCGACGGGCACACUUGUAUCGGCCUCUCCGAUAAGGACGCCCCUUCCCCCGCCAUCUGCGUGGAAGGACGCUGUAGGACCCAACUCACCACGAAAAAACCGUCAUCCAAGAAGUCAAAAUCUGGCAGCAAGUCUGGUUCAUCUCGAGACAAGGGAAAGGAUUCGAAAGACAAAAAUACGACAGAUAUUAGUGGCCGAAGUGAUAGUGAAACCACAACGCUUGCUUCCACAAAUUCGUCGUCCUCCACAGAGUUCCUCGAGUUCUUGUUUCCGGAUGGACUCUCCUGGUGGGAUGAUGCCGAUGACGAUGUUGGCGAGAAGGAUGGCAAGAAGAAAAAGAAAAGCAAGCCUAAAAAGCCAUCUUUAUCCGAACUUGAGAAGGAUAAGAGGAGAGAGAAGAUCUUGGAAUAUGACGAGUACGAUGGCAGCCUCUCCUCCGAGGCGAGAGUUCUUCCCAAUGGGAAAGUGGUACAGAGCGGAGACGCCGUUAUCCAACAGGAGUCGGACGUCGAGAAGGACGUCAUCGUAGAGGGGACGCAUCCACUAGCGAUCGCAUUGGGAGUCGUGAUUCUCCUCGUUCUGGUCGCCGUCAUCGUUGCGAUUGUCCUUCACCGGAGGAACGUCCACCCCAAAGUUUUAGUUCGACCAUACGUCCAACAUUGGGUAAAAUACGUAAAUCAACCGGUGCAACGCUUCUUUGAAAAUCGAGGGGAUCAGAUGGAUUCUGGGAAGCGACAUAUUUACGACGAAGUGUAUCAUCGCCCAACUUCCGCAGAACAUUCCUACUCCAACUUUGAUGACUCGUCCGUAAAUGUGUAUGAGGAACCUGGGGACAGUCAUCGCAUUACGUACAGUCAAUCUGACAAACUAAUUCCGUGAUGGAAUCAGUCAUCAUCAUAAUCAUGAGUUCAAAGGAGAUUAAGAUUUCCACAUGGGGAGCAAUGCAAUGGUGUGAUACAUAUAUUUAUGAAUUAUUAUACUGUCGUGAUGGAGGUGCUAAACAGCUAGCUGGUAAUUAAUUUAUGCUAAUCAAAGCUUACUUUUUAUAUUGUACUGUCAUAAUAUUAGGAGUGAGGGACUAGUUAGUCUAAUUUAAUCUAUAACGAAGCUAUUAUAUUAUAAUUUUGUUAAAAUAUUGAGAGAUAUUAAAAAAGUUUGGAAAUUUGCAUUUGAAAUAA
This is a messenger RNA of Folsomia candida, 3450 nucleotides long. Its product is annotated as low-density lipoprotein receptor-related protein 4. Gene Ontology annotation, molecular function: calcium ion binding. The transcript is spliced from 12 exons. The record is from RefSeq and is a predicted model, not a curated record. Lineage: Eukaryota; Metazoa; Arthropoda; Collembola; Entomobryomorpha; Isotomidae. Bases 143 to 3151 code for a protein of 1002 amino acids.